Alosa sapidissima (American shad) is the source of this 4913-nucleotide messenger RNA. RefSeq names its product zinc finger protein 280D (gene znf280d). Gene Ontology annotation, biological process: regulation of DNA-templated transcription. The record is from RefSeq and is a predicted model, not a curated record. The transcript has 19 exons. NCBI's taxonomy places the organism in Eukaryota, Metazoa, Chordata, Actinopteri, Clupeiformes, Clupeidae. The coding region runs from base 133 to 3564 and encodes 1143 amino acids. Gene Ontology annotation, molecular function: RNA polymerase II cis-regulatory region sequence-specific DNA binding; DNA-binding transcription factor activity, RNA polymerase II-specific.
CAGUAGCUUGCAGCACCGCUUCCCAAAAAAUUUCCCAUGAAUCCUUUGGGCGCGCUCUGGCUACCUCGGAAUGUGAAUCCGUGCUGUUCUCGUAAACCGUAUUUCAUAAAUCAAUAAGAUCUCAGCUUCACAAUGUCGGAGCUGUUUAUGGAAUGCGAGGAGGAGGAACUGGAACCAUGGCAGAAGGCGAUCCCAGAAAUCAACUUGGUAGAUGACGAUGAUGAUGAUGACGACGAGCCUAUCUUCGUUGGCGAGAUCCAGAGUUCCAAGCCUGCCAACUCCAGACCAAAUGUUGGCGUCCAGAGAGGGCAACCGAACGUUCCAGCGGGGCGGCGUAACAUGGGCUCCGCCCAGUUGCCCUCCCAGAAGCCUCCGCAGGUGACGGUAGUCAAACGGGCUUCAUAUGCAGCGUCACCCCAAAACACCAACAGGGGUGCCCCACCUCCGUCCAACAACCCCACCCUCAUCCCCGCCAGCUCCAGCCAGGUGACGGGACUGAACGCCGGUCGCGUUGGCAACACGGUCGCUCCUCAGCCAAUUAUAAUCAACAAUCGGGGUGUCAUUGGUCCGUUCAUCACCAGUAUUGGAUCCCAGUAUCCACCUGGACCCUCUUUCACCUUCUUACCAGCUGGGCAGCCUCUCCUCCAGCAGGUGUCCCCCCAGUCCAACGCGCUGGUGGGCGGCGUGGUCCACCGGCCGCAGGUCCAGCUCAUCCAGAACAACGUGGUGACGCUGGCCAACGUGCAGGCUCCCCCCGACCUGCACUCCCAGCAGCAGGCCCCAGGAGGCCGCCUCCACCCCCCCCCUCCCUGUGGGACCCCCCCACAGGGCCCCGGCCGGCCCCACGCCCCACAGCCUGCCCAGGCAGGACAGCGCCGCGUCUGCACUGCUCUCCCUUCAAGGCCUCAACAACCGCGUCUGAGCGGCCCAUCUUAUAACGGAACAGUGAAGCGAAGCUUUCCAUCUGAUAUGGACAAGACAAAAAGACUCCGAGUGGAUGCAGCAGGUAAUCGGAUGUCAGAGUUCGCAGAGAAUGAGAGUCCUUCGAGGAGGCGGUGUCCGAGAUGCAUGGGAUCCUAUCCUGGGGAGGACUCGCUGAAGGGACAUAUGAGGUACUGCUGUCCCGAUCUGAUGGAGGGUGUGUUUGCCACGAGCUCUCGUCAGGACAAGUCGACGGCUCCGCUGCGGGCUUAUGAAAUGGACAAGGGCAAGCUGAUCAUGCUGGUCACAGACUUCUACUACGGCCGCUGCGAGGGGGACCAACACCUCGAGCAGAAGACCCACACCACCUUUAAGUGCAACAGCUGUCUGAAGGUGCUCAAGAACAACAUCAGGUUUAUGAACCACAUGAAGCAUCAUCUGGAGCUGGAGAAGCAGAACAGUGAGAGCUGGGAGAGUCACACCACGUGCCAGCACUGCUACCGCCAGUACAGCACGCCCUUCCAGCUGCAGUGCCACAUAGAGAGUGCCCACAGCCCCUACGAGUCCAGCACUAACUGUAAGAUCUGUGAGCUGGCCUUUGAGACGGAGCAAGUGCUGUUGGAACACAUGAAAGACAAUCACAAGCCGGGAGAGAUGCCCUACGCCUGUCAGGUGUGUAACUACCGCUCAUCGUUUUUCUCUGACGUGGAGAGCCACUUCCGAAGCAUCCACGAGAACACCAAGGACCUGCUGUGUCCCUUCUGCCUGAAGGUGCUGCGCAGCGGACACAUGUAUAUGCAACACUACAUGAGGCACCAGAAAAAAGGCAUCCAUCGCUGUGGGAAGUGUCGACUGAACUUCCUGACGUACAAAGAGAAAGUAGAGCACAAGACUCACUUCCAUCGCACGUACAGGAAACCCAGGAGCCUGGAAGGACUUCCUCCCGGAACCAAGGUGACUAUCCGGGCCUCUCUGUCUGGAGGGUCCCCCACCUCCCCCAACACGUUAGGCAGGUCCAGCAUCAGUGUGGUUCCAGGCAGCCCGGCUAGCAAACCCGUGGGCCGCCCGCCCAGCAGCGCCGGCCGGGGCAAACCCAGCACCCAGAACCCUACGGGGCCCGUCAAGAACAAGAAGGAGCGGAACAAACCAGGCCCAGUGGACCUCAGGAACUUCAAUCUGAGGCAUUUCAGGGCCCCGGAGGGCAAGAGCGUGUGCAUGGAGUGUUCGUCCGCCGUGAAGGACUUCUACGACCACUUCCCCCUGCUCCUCACCUGUGCGGCCUGCAAGUACAAGACCUGCUGCCGGAGAUCCUACCGGAACCACAUGACCAGAUUUCAUAGUGCUGGGUCCAAAGAGAGAAGGAGGAACAAAAGGAUGCAGGGCGCUUCACGGAGCCUGACUCUGGUUUGCCUGAACUGUGACUUCCUAGCUGAUGCUACAGGAAGUGACCUUAUGAGCAAACAUUUGAUUGACAGGCCGACCCAUGCCUGUCAGGUAAUCAUGGAGCAGCCACAAGAAAACCACGAUUCUGUUUCUGACAAAACCAGCCUGGAAAGCAGAUCUGACCUCCCCGAUGUCAAGCCUGCCAAAUUAGAGGAUGACCUCGUCGAGUUGCUGGGCAACACAACCAAACAGGAAGAGGAUGCACGCAAAGAGGAGGACACACCCUCUGGCCCAGCCCCGCCUUCCCCUGUCUCUGUAGACUCCGCCUCUGAGGGGCGGGCUCAGGAGACACCUGUAGAGAAUGAGACUCCCCCAGAGCAGGAAAAGGACACAUCCUCUGAACGCAUCUCAGAGACGCCCACCGACAUGCCCUCUGAGCACGCCUUGCCCACCGACAUGCCCUCUGAGCACGCCUCGCCAACCGACAUGCCCUCUGAGAAUGUGACGCCCUCUGAUCGCGAUACGCCCUCUGAGAUGCCCUCUGAGAAUGUGACGCCCUCUGAGAUGCCCUCUGAGAUGCCCUCUGAGAUGCCCUCUGAGAUGCCCUCUGAGAUGCCCUCUGAGACGCCCUCUGAGAUGCCCUCUGAGAAUGUGACGCCCUCUGAUCGCGAUAUGCCCUCUGUGAUGCCCUCUGAGAAUGUGACGCCCUCUGAUCGCGAUACGCACUCUGAGAUGCCCUCUGAGAAUGUGACGCCCUCUGAUCGCGAUACGCACUCUGAGAUGCCCUCUGAGAAUGUGACGCCCUCUGAUCGCGAUACGCACUCUGAGAUGCCCUCUGAGAUGCCCUCUGAGCACGAGACGGCCAUGGAACCAGAUGGCCCUGUGGAACCGGAAAAGGUUGCAGAACCAGAGACCGCUGGAGAACCUGAGACAGCUAAUGAACCGGAGGUAGAAACUGGAGUGGAACCAAGCACAGAGCAACCAAGCACAGAACCUCCGAGUGCAGAGCAACCAAGCACAGAACCUCCGAGUGCAGAGCAACCAAGCACAGAACCUCCGAGUGCAGAACAUCCUGAGGAUGCAGAACAUCUUGAGAACGCAGCAGGCGAGCUCGGGGAGGCGGGUGGAAUUCCACUGGAACCUCUCACACCUUCCAAGGUUCUAGAGAUGCCGCCACCCUCAGCCAAUCAAAGCGCUGAUACGGACAGUGUAGACACGCCCAGCAGCCCAAACAGACCCUCAGAACCCGUCACCGUGUAGGAACAGACCCUCAGAACCCGUCACCGUGUAGGAACAGACAAAGAAACACUGACGUCUCCGCUGGUCUUUUCUCUCAAAGACUGCCACUGAAGUGGCUGAAUUUCUGGUUGUUUCUAAGAUCAGACUAUCCUUCCCCUCCUCCAAACAACCCAACAUGUGUAAAUAAGUGCAGUCCAUUAUGAAUGAGCAGAUCCAAAGAUCCUGGGUCUUCCUGUAGCCCCCCUUGCUAUUUGCCCAUUGAUGUGAUGAUGGACAACAAUGGCUCCCUUUGUUACAUUCUUGUUUUUUAAAAUAAAAUCAUGUAGUGUCAUACGCAUUGGCACAUUGUUUCAGAUUCGGUUUGGCUUGUCUGUCUGUGAAUUUGACUCCAUUCCCAGCGUUGGCUUGUAUGUGUAAGCCUGUGCAUCAUAGACACUUGUGUUAAAGGUACAGUCUUUGAUUUUAGCAAUAGGCUGAACAGCCAAUCACAUGACGUCCAUCCCUCCUGUGCUCCUAAAGCAACGUGCGGAUUGGCUUGUGUUGUUUACCCUUCUUGUUAACGUUUGUGUCCCAGAGCCGUUGUCGUGGCCAAACAACAGGCUUUUUUUUUUUUUUUCUCUUUUUUUUUCUUUGCAAAAAACCCUUCAAAGAAUGGACAGCUGACAAAAAAGUGUGUGGGAUUAGAAUCAGGCACUACACCUUUAAAAGGCAUGUGAAGCAUCAGGUAUGUACUGUAAAAAUUGCCCCAGGAUAUCUGAUCUUUGAGCUUCAUCUUCACUAAACUCCUUUAAUCCUCAAUCUGCAAGGGUAUUGGACUUAUUUCCAAUGGGGAAACCCUCUGAUCUGCAGCCUCAAAGAAGUACUGUUGACGUCUGUUUGGUUGGUUCUGAAUGGUGACUCUCCUUCUCUUCUAACCAGAUGUUGGUUUUUUGUGUCUCAUUGUGUUCGUCUGCAGGGGAAGGGACUUGUUUUUUAAGGGAUCAACUGAACUUCUUUUCUUUUCUUUUUUAAUUAAUUAUUUUUUCCUUGUGGUUGGUUGUUGUCUUACAAGAUGCAUAUUGAGCUAUGAUGAAUCCUGAAGAAAAUGUAAAAAAAAAAAAAGACUAAUUAAUAGCUACACAAGCAAAACUUUACCUUUUACCAUUUAAAAGAACCUUAAUGACCACAGUUCCUGGUGCUGAAGAUGUGGAACUCAUCAAAGAAUCCACUAAGAACUUGUUCCUGUUUGCCUUUUUGUUUCCUUCUACACAGGACUGCAGUGUUUGGUUAUGCCUUUCAUACAGUAUACAGCCCGAAAUAGUCUUAUCAUGCAAGAAGAACUCAUCCAGUGUUUUUCCAGCGAAACGGAAAAUAAACUUUCAUAAGAUCCA